This is a messenger RNA of Aureococcus anophagefferens, 3048 nucleotides long. RefSeq lists its product as hypothetical. Bases 1 to 3048 code for a protein of 1015 amino acids. The transcript has 5 exons. The record is from RefSeq and is a predicted model, not a curated record. Lineage: Eukaryota; Pelagophyceae; Pelagomonadales; Pelagomonadaceae.
AUGGCGGUGCCCAUCGGGCGCGCCGUGGCCGUGGCGCACGACGACGCCGUGCCCGCGGCCGUCGCGUUCUACAGUAGCCGGGACGCGGCGAAGAUGCGGUCCCAGGUCGCGAGCGCCCAGGCGGCCCUCGCGGCCAUGCGGAACAUCCGGGAAGCCGUGUCGCCCGUCGUCGUCGCGAGCGCGACCCCGGCGAAGGCGCUGCGCUUCUCCGGCGCGCGGCGCAGCUCGCGGGCCGCGUCGCCGCCGGCGAGCGGCCUCGUGGGGCGCCUCAUGUCGCAACUCGCGCGGAGCCCCGCGUGGACGCCCGCGACGCCGGUGACGCCCGACAGCGACGUCGAGGCGGAGAUCUUGAAGGGGCUCGACUGCGGCCGCCGCUUCUGGGACGACGGCGCGCCGCGCCCGCCGUCGCCCGUGCCGCUCGUGCUGUCGCCCGCGCUCGCGGCGUCGCCCGCGCCGUCGUUCGGCGAGGCGUCGGACGCGGCCGCGAACUCGGACCACUACUUCUCCGAGGAGGGCCUCGACCGCGCCCACGGCGACGUCGACGACGACGGCUUCUCCGAGGAGCUCAACGACUACGAGUCCGUCGACGUCGACGACUUCGGCGCCGGAUCGGACUACGAGUCGAGCGACCUCGACGACCCCGCGGACGACGAGGACCGCGUCUUCCACUUCACGCUGCCCCCGGCGGCGGUGCUCGACGACAGCGAGGUCGAACUCAUGGACGACGCCGAGGACGCGCGCGGUUUGGACGCGCGCGACGCGCGGCGCGACGGCGGCGACGCCGCGGACGCGUCCUACGAGGCCGCGUGCUUCAGCGACGCCGUCGACGCGCCGGCGGCGCUCGUCGCCUACUACGCCGACUCGGAGGAGCGGGAGGACGCGCCCGCGUUCCUCGCGCCGCCCCCGGCGGCGACGCGCGCCUACGACGCCUACGACCUCGACGCCGUGCACCGCAACCGCCUCGGCGGCCUGUCCCUGGCGCCGGCCGUCGCGGCGGCGCUGCGCGUCGUCUGCGUCAUCGGCGAGGUCGCGGGCCCCGACGGUGCCUACAGCGCCGCGCGCGUCGUCGAGGACGCGCUCCUCAAGCGGUCGCUGACGCUGCGCGACGCCGCGGCGCUCGCGCGCGCCGGCGGCGCGAAGGUCGUGCUCUACCACAACCCGCGCGGCACGAACCCGCGCGGCGCGGACUCGUGCCUGGGCUACGGCGACGCCGAGAAGCGCGCGCGCCUCGAGCGCGACGACGGCACGCUCGCCUGGUACGAGGCCGCGACGCUCGCGGCGCGCGCGGCCGCGGGCGCCGCGGAGAUCCGCGUCCGGGGCCGCGGCGCGGGCCUCGCGGCGCGCGGGAACCGCGACGGCCGGCGGCGCCUCGACGACCCCUGCCCCGUCGCCGCGAGCGACCCGGCGGCGCUGGACCGCGAGGCGAGCUUCUGCGACCGCUCCGCGGAGCGGCGCGGCGUGCUCCGGCGGCGGUCGCUCGUGGCGGUCGACGGCGAGGUCGCGACCGUCGUAUCGACGCGGAGCGGGCCCAACGGGACCUGCGUGCUCGCGCUCCGGCGCGACGGCGCCGCGCCGACGGGCGGCCGCCGCGCGGCCCCCGCGGGCGCGGCCGUCCUGGCGCCCGCGUUCCUCGACGGCGGCGUCCUCGACGGCGGCCGCGACUGCCUCUACGCGCCGCCGCAGUACGCCUUCGACUACGCGUCGCCCGCCGCGGCGGCCUGCGUCGCGGCCUACGCGUCGCGCGAUCAAGCGCUGGGCCUGGACGGGACGUGGUACGACAACCUGGGCGCGAACGUCUACGGCGCGUGCGACGCCGACGGCGCGGCGCUCCACACGGCGGAGCUCCGGCCCGCCUUUCGCGCGCGCGCGGCCUGCGGCGAGAGCGCGCGCGCGUGCCUGCGGACCGCCUUCGCGGGCCACGACGAACGGCGGGAGAAAUGCAACCGCCGCGAGUUCAAGCUCUGCAAGCUCGAACGGUCCGCGGCGGCGCAGCGCGCGCGGCUCGCCGCCGCGCGCGCCGCGGCGGGCAACGGCACGGCGCUCUACGCCAACGGCCUCAAGCACAGCUACUACUGGCGCGCGGCGCAGAUCGGCGAAAUAUCCGCCGCGUACCUCAAAGACCGCGCGGCCCGCGACGCCGCGCGCCUCGCGACGCUCGACGCGGACCUCCGCGACGCGGCGUGGGCCGUCGCGACCCACGCGCCGCCGGCGCCCUUCGCAGCCGCGCCGGCGCAGAGCGUCCUCCACUACGAGAUGGACGCGACGCAGGACCACCUCGGCGACGCGUCGCUCGACGGCUUCAACAUGGAGUCCUUCUUCGGCUUCAACGAGGCCGAGGGCGACGGCUGCGGCUCCUGGCUCGGCGGCGGGGGCGCGGCGCCGCUCCUUUUUUUCGGCGACGUCGCGUCGAAGACGACGCGGCCGCCGGCGGAGUUCUGGCGCGCGAACGUGCGCGUCGCCGCCCACGCGGCGGCGCGGCGCUACGGCGUCCUCGUCAAGGUCGGCCAGGCGGGCUGGAAGACCGUCGCCCAGGAGCACCAGCGCGACGGCGAUGUGCACGGCUGGGCCCUCGCGUACUGGGCGUCGUUCCUCCUGGCCGUGCGCGACCCGUCUGGGCCGCUGGCGCUCGGCGUCCACCCCUUCCACCGCGGGACGACGGGAACCGUCGCGCCCUGGCUCCACCCGGUUCUGUUCCUCGACGUCGGCGCGCCGCGGGAGACGCGGGAUUUGUUGGAGGCGUACCGCGUCCCGGAGCACUUCACCUACCGGCGCGUCUUCGACCGCGGCGUCGCGCUCUACAACCCGUCGGACCUGGUGGACCUCGACGUGCCCCUGGGCGGCGCCUACGUCGACCCCUGGGACUUUCGCUGCGGCGCCGCGGACCGGGUGACGCUCGGGCCCCGGCCCCGGUCGGGCGCGGUCCUCUUCGACGCGGCGCUCCUGGCCCCCGACGACCGCCUCGGCUUCUGGGCCGCGGGCGGCGGGGUGGUGGCGCUCGUGUCGGCGGCGCUGCGGAGCCGCGGCUCCGGCGCGGGGAAGGACGCGUAA